Molecule: messenger RNA, 794 nt
Organism: Alosa alosa (allis shad)
Lineage: Eukaryota; Metazoa; Chordata; Actinopteri; Clupeiformes; Clupeidae
Product: growth arrest and DNA damage-inducible protein GADD45 alpha-like
Exons: 4
Coding region: 1-618 (205 amino acids)
Biological process (GO): regulation of cell cycle
Cellular component (GO): cytoplasm; nucleus
Source: RefSeq, a predicted model, not a curated record
AUGACUGAGUUCAAUGGCAACUAUUACCUCCAGACGUGUGGCUGUGCCAUGGGUAGGAAAUACUCACCGGCCUACGCCAACAUUUAUCUGGCCGUCUGGGAGGAAGAGGUUUUUGCCAAGUGUCACCCCACUAAGGUCUUUUUUAAAGAGACCGACAGACACGCCCUUCUCCAUAAGCAAAGUUUUCAUCCACGCCACACCUUCGGUACUGCUUUGGAAGAGCUACUCGUUUCGGCCAAGAAACAAGAUUGCUUGACAGUCGGGGUAUACGAAUCAGCAAAAGUCAUGAAUGUUGAUCCAGACAAUGUGGCAUUCUGCGUGUUAGCGACUGACGAGGAGUACGAACGCGACAUUGCCCUCCAGAUUCAUUUCACCCUCAUCCAGGCUUUUUGCUUUGACAACGACAUCAACAUCGUGAGGGUGAAUGACAUCGAGCGCCUUGUCGGUAUUGUUGGCACUGAUGAGUCGCUCACUGUAUUCUUGUCACGCCAGCCACAGCUCCACAGUCUUCCCUUCAUAGAGAGCACAGAAGUUCUCUUCCCCAUACUGGCUGUGGCCAUAGUCCUUCUGCUGUGGCUGGCCACAGAGCUGGCAGUUUGUGUGGCUUCCUCUGCUUAACGCCUGGUUUCUCCGGUCUGUCACACCUCAGGAGCUGGAGGAGGAGGACGACGUGAAGUCAUAGGCCACUAAAAUACAAUACAGAAAGCUGUUAGUCAUGGUACAUAGAAAUAUAGAUACAGUUUAACAUAAAGAAGACUCCAGAUGUUUGGUAUUUUGUGUUGCUUUUCUGCCUU